Protomyces lactucae-debilis is the source of this 1401-nucleotide messenger RNA. RefSeq names its product histidine acid phosphatase-like protein. Gene Ontology annotation, molecular function: acid phosphatase activity. Gene Ontology annotation, cellular component: fungal-type cell wall. Lineage: Eukaryota; Fungi; Ascomycota; Taphrinomycetes; Taphrinales; Protomycetaceae. The coding region runs from base 1 to 1401 and encodes 466 amino acids. The record is from RefSeq and is a predicted model, not a curated record. The transcript has 2 exons.
AUGCUUAGAUACUCGAUCUUCCUUCUCAUACUCGGCGCAUAUGCAGGCCAAGUGCGCUUCCACGCUAAAUCACAUACAGAAGAUUACAAAUUCAACCCACUCCAUCAUCUUCCCGGCAUCUCGCCCUACUUCGAUGCUGUCGGUUCAGGCCUCGACCACGAUGCGCCUCGCGAUUGUGUCGUGACUGCAGCAUCCUACCUCAUUCGACACGCAAGCAUCUACGCAAACGACGCCGACUACGAAGACUACAUUGCGCCCUUCCUUCGAAAACUCGACAACACAAAAGGCAAAGGCUGGACGGGUGAACUUGCCUUUCUAAACAAAUGGACAUCCCCCAUUACAGACCCUGAAACACAACUUGAAGAAAUCACACCACAGGGUAAGCGAGAUGCGAAAGAAGUCGGCAAACAUCUUCUUCACCGCUACGCGCACCUCAUCCCAACAACAAAACACAUUUAUUGUGAUAAAAAAUCACGCACCCGCGAUACGGCUGAUGCGCUCGCCGCUGCCUUCCCAAACAAAGUAUCGGUUCGUGAAAUUGACACUGAAACCUCCUUUCAUGCACAAAUCCCACACAAGUCUUGUCCUGCUUUCAGCAAAUCACCCGGCGAUGCAGAACUCGCUGCGUUCAUUGGUCAUUAUACGCCGCGUGUGAUUGCGCGGUUAGCACAAUUCUCCCCGUCACCUUUGACGUCGAGUGAUAUUAUUGGCAUGCAACAGAUGUGUGGGUAUGAAUCUGCCAUUACAGGUCACACAUCACCGUUGUGUGCGGCUUUUACGGAUGAUGAGUGGAUGGCGUAUGAGUAUGCGUUUGAUAUGAAGUACAGCUACAUGUGCGGCCAUGCAAAUCCACUCAGUCCGUAUUUGGGAUUCCCCUGGCUCAAUACGACGGCUGCAUUGUUUGAGAAAUUGCAUGCACCCCAGCACCAUGACGAUGAGGAUGUGUUUGGUAAGAAGAAGAAGGACCAGCACACUGGACCACAACGCUUCUUCCUCUCCUUCACUCACCGCGAAGUGCCUCCCUUCAUUGCAACGGCUUUGGGUCUCUUCAACUCCUCCAAUGCGCAAGCUGAAGAAUUUCCAACAGAUCGGAUUAAUUGGUCACGUUCAUGGCGAAUGACAGAAUUGAUCCCCUUCUUGGGACACAUUGGCAUUGAGAAGCUGACUUGUGCGCGUCACACACCGCAUACGAUGGAUGGUGAAACAGGUCCACCAGGUGAUGCGCCAACGACGGAAGAGUAUAUUCGCAUCAUUGCAAAUAGCGCACCACGACCUAUACCGAAUUGUCAAAAUGGGCCUGGUGCGAGUUGUUCGGUGGAUGCAUUCACGGCGCUGGUGGCAGAGGGAAUGAAGACGUAUGGUGAUUUCCACAAGGUCUGUGGUAAUAGCAGCAAGUACUAG